Molecule: messenger RNA, 2397 nt
Organism: Mercurialis annua (annual mercury)
Lineage: Eukaryota; Viridiplantae; Streptophyta; Magnoliopsida; Malpighiales; Euphorbiaceae
Exons: 7
Coding region: 158-1975 (605 amino acids)
Source: RefSeq, a predicted model, not a curated record
AUAAAGCUCAUUUGCCAUGGAAACAAGCAGCAGCGAUAACAGAAUCUCCAUUGCCAGAUAAGCCAAAUCUCUCUCUGUUCACUUAGAAAAUGUGAAGCAGUAGCAGUAGAAGGAGAAGGUGAAAAAAAUAAUAUAUAUAUAAAUAGAAGAAUUGAAAAUGGCAGAGGUAGUGUAUCAUCAUCGUCAUCAAGAACGGAGGAGCUCGUCGAGAUCGGAUUACAGAGCAGGAGCAACGAGUCCUGACUCAGUGAUUUUCACUGCUGAGUCUAAUUUUAACAGUCUCUUCUCAUCCGCUUCUGCUAGCGUCGAGCGCUGCUCUUUCGCUUCUGAUGCUCACGAUCGCGACUCUCUUGCCUCUGAAAUUAACUCACUCCAUUUGGCUGGACACGAAGGAAAUGAGCUUCUCCACGAAGCUUCGAGUGGUCCAGAUCGAGAUCCAGAUCCAAACAGACGCAUUUCUACUCCACACAGCAACACAAAGCAAGCUCAUGCUCACUCUCGUCUCUUCAAAAAAGUUGAAAAAGCGAAAGUUCAACAAGAAGACGACAAUAACAACAGCAGCAACAGCAGAGCUAUUAUAGAACUACUAGUAGAAGACGAUACUCACCUUAUAGAUUCAGCAAGAAAUUCUUUCUCUCUCGCUCUUAAAGAGUGUCAGGAACGGAGAUCUAGAUCUGAAGCGGUUUCUAAGAAGUCUGAUAGGCGACGACCUGCGUCGUUGGAUCUGAACAAUGUUAUUGCUGCUGCAUCCUCCCCGCGAUUAAGUGCUGUGAAGAAGAGUGCAAUUUCUUCUAGAAAGUCCGGCACGUUUCCUAGCCCUGGGACGCCUAAUUAUCGCCACGCUAGCGUUGGAAUGCAGAAAGGUUGGAGUUCAGAGCGAGUGCCGUUGCAUAAUAACAGUAUUAGGCGACAAGUAAAUGCUAAUAUGUUACUUCCUUUUAAUAAUAACGGAAGGACAUUGCCGUCCAAAUGGGAGGACGCUGAGAGGUGGAUUUUUAGUCCUGUUUCUGGAGAUAGUGGAGUGAGAACGUCGGUUCAGCUGCCUCAGCGGAGACCUAAGUCUAAGAGUGGACCGCUUGGUCCUCCUGGAUUUGCGUAUUACUCUCUGUAUUCUCCUGCUAUGCCUGUGUUUGACGGGGCCGUUAUGGGAAAUUUCAUGGCUGGUUCUCCCUUUUCAGCUGGUGUUAUUGCUGCUGAUGGAUUGGGUGCUCGAUCUAAUGGUAAUGGUUCGGCAUUUCCUGGUCGGACCGACCCUUGUAUGGCUCGUUCUGUUAGUGUGCACGGUUGCUCUGAGGUGGUGGCCGAGUCGUCAUUGACUUCACAAGAUGAAAAGCUUCAUGAUCUUAAGGAUGCAUCCGCGGAUUUAUCAUCUGUUUCGAGAAGGGACAUGGCAACUCAAAUGAGUCCCGAGGGUAGUGGCCAUUCAUCUCCAACCAUGAGGCAGUCUUUCUCUGCAUCCACUCACUCUGCCUUACCUAUUGUGGAAGUGCAGAGUAUACAUUCUUCUAAAUCUGCAGUCAGGGAUGUGCAGGUGGAUGAGAGGGUUACUGUCACUAGAUGGUCUAAGAAACAUAGCUCUCGUAAUCGUGGGAAGAGCUCAGGAAAUGUUGAUGACUGGAGAAAGAAAUCUGCUGAUUCUCGCACUUCAUGUUGGGAUGUUUCAGAGGCUGCAAAGUCCCUUUCAAAAGCCAAAAGAGAGGAAGCUAAAAUCAUUGCAUGGGAGAAUCUGCAGAAGGCAAAAGCUGAGGCAGCAAUAAGGAAACUUGAGAUGAAGCUGGAAAAGAAGAGAUCAUCGUCCAUGGAUAAAAUUAUGAACAAGCUAAGAUCAGCUCAGAAGAGAGCCCAAGAAAUGAGGAGCUCAGUCUUACCCAACCAGGCACGCCAAGUAUCAAGGACUCAUCACAAGGCUAUAUCAUUCGGUAGAACACGUCAGAUGGGUUCCUUGAGUGGUUGCUUCACAUGUCAUGCUUUCUAGCGCCCUGUGUUGCCAUAUGUUGCUGUGUUUUAACUCGCUACCUGGUAACUUCUUCGUUUGAUGUCUUCUAUACCUUUUUGUCUGGUAUUGCAGAAAGUAGUUUCCCACUAAGAGUGUUUAGAAUCCGACGAGUUAAUCUAGUUUAGAUUUUUCAAAAAAGGUGCUAAAUUAGAGUUCAAUUGGCAUAUAAGUUGAUGCACUGUUGCAGGAGCAUGAAGGUCAAGCAUUUCCAUUAGGAUUCAAAAUGAGAAGUAAGCAUCUUGGUUGCAAUGUUCCUGGUAUCUAAAAGAUUUUAGCUAUAAACCUUGUAUGAAUGUGUAUGUAUGUAAAUGAACAAUUAUAUUCUUCUCAUUUUUAAAUUCCAUUAUGUGGGCGAUAAUGAUUUUUGAAAUAAAAUUAGAAAUGGCAUUCUAUGUAGUCAA